AAAUUGUUGAGUUUUAUUUAAUUUCGAUGAUUUUCUGCUGAAUUAUUCGAUCAUUCCUAUGACAUCUAUGUAUGUAUGUGUUCUUGGUGUCCGCUUUUGUUAUCGGUAGCAUGGACUGUCAUCUCCAGAAUUGAAGAGGGAGAAGCAAUGGAUCUGCCGAUCAAGCUAGAAGUCAAAGUCGAGAACUGCGAGGAAGGUGCCAUCGACGAGGAUGAGGCCACGCCGCUCCGGCAAUGUACAGGCGAUUCCCCACCGCACGCAUUUGCGACCGAAGUUCCGAUGUCCGGAUCGGGUUGGGACAGUGAUCCGGGGGAUGGUGGCCCACGUUCGGCGCCUCCGACUCCGGGCGCCCACCUGGAAAACAACCUGGAUGCCGUCGAGCCAAAGGAAGAGCCAAAGAUUAAAGAGGAUGUUGAACAAAUGCUGGAAGACAUGCUGAACGACCCUUUUGAUAUUGAGACCCCCGCGCCCGCUUAUGUAUUGCCCAGUAUAAAAUUACAGUUGGCUGAGCAGAGCAGUUGUAACCGCGAUGGACUUCCCAGCGAUUUUAGGAACCGAAAUAGCCUGGACGACAUGGACUUGUGCACUCUGGAUGUAUCCAAGGACCUGAUCCCAGACAAUCCACAAGAAGCACAGCAACCUGGCAAGUCCGAUGGAGGUGAGGGUUCAGAUAAUGCUAAAGAUCUUGUAGCCCGGAAAAGAGAGAUCCUAAAGGAGUUAGGAAGCGAGAACGGAAAGCAAAAGAAGAAGAAAAAGAAGCACAAGAAGGAUCGGUCCCAUCGCUCGAGACGGGAUAAGGAGGGGUCCAAAAAGCGAAAGCGUAGCGCCAGUACGCAGGACGAGAGCCCGGAGCAGCGAUGUUCUGGUGAACACAGCCAUCGUAGUCGCAGGCAUCGGGUCAAAACCGAAAACCCGGAUGAGCUGGAAUGUGUUCCAGUGCGCGCCGAUGAAAGGCAUAUCCGCGUGGUAGAAGUCUCCAAUCUCUACGAGCGUCAGCCACAGCAGGCUGAGCUGAAUACUGAGAAUCUCUCAAAGGCAGACAAGCGUAAUCUGGCAGUGGCCCGGGCUGAAUUGGUGCUGGAAAUGUUCCAGAAGAGGGCCAACAAAGAGAAGGUCGACGAAUACCACAUGGUGGACACCGUGUGCAAGCUGCCCAUCAACGAAUCCUUCCGGAACCAAGACUGCUUCGAGAAUCCCUCCCCCCUUUGCAACAACAUGAAUGUGGUCUACGAGUUCAACUCCACGCCCGGAACCAAGAUCGAUUUGGCCAAAUGGGGCCUGGAAGUAGUGCCCCGGGCCACCAGCGAGCUGCUCCGCCUCCUGGGCAUCGAUGUGGCGCGCCUAAAGCAGAUCCAGAGCACGGCCAAGCCAUCGCAACGAAUACUUAAGCUGAAGCAGGAGCAGCUCGAGCAGGGUCUGGGGCCGGAUGUGGAAGCGGACACGGCCACGCUCUACAAAAAUGCAGCGACCCAAACGGAGCGCAUGACCGCCACCCACGAUGCGGGCACCCAGGUUCGCUUGCAAAGCCUAUUCAAAGGAGCCUUCUGGCAGGAUCCCAACUUUGACCAAAUGGACUUGACGCAGCAGCAAUCGAACGUAAUGUACUCCCUGCAGGCGCUCAGCAAGAGCCUGCCGGAUGCCACCUUGGCCAUGAAACUCUACAGGGCCUUGGAACCGGCUGUGGCCAUUAAACGCGCGGCUGAACGUCAAAAGACUUCCUUUAAUUGA
Messenger RNA from Drosophila gunungcola (fruit fly), 1728 nucleotides. RefSeq names its product protein panoramix. Bases 76 to 1728 code for a protein of 550 amino acids. The transcript is spliced from 2 exons. The record is from RefSeq and is a predicted model, not a curated record. NCBI's taxonomy places the organism in Eukaryota, Metazoa, Arthropoda, Insecta, Diptera, Drosophilidae.